Messenger RNA from Darwinula stevensoni, 231 nucleotides. The record is from the annotation of a GenBank genome assembly. Lineage: Eukaryota; Metazoa; Arthropoda; Ostracoda; Podocopida; Darwinulidae.
CCUCUUCUAGGUCGUAGGAAGACAGAUUCAGGGAUACCACGAAACAAGAAGGUACUCUCAGUUUCAUCCCCUUCUGGUAUCUUGAAACUGAUUGCCAUUCUCCUCAUAGUGCUUCUCAUCUCCAACGUGUACCUUUUCUUCCAACUGAGGAGCAUGGAAGAUCAAAUGGUACUUUCUCACUGUCCCCUCAUCGCGUUACGACGAAGGCAUCCCCUUCCGAUUCAGACUGGG